Messenger RNA from Danio rerio (zebrafish), 10382 nucleotides. The record is from RefSeq and is a predicted model, not a curated record. NCBI's taxonomy places the organism in Eukaryota, Metazoa, Chordata, Actinopteri, Cypriniformes, Danionidae.
CCGCACACUGUACACGAAGGAGGCGCAGGCCACUCCCUCCGCUCACUCCGACUGACUGUCACCGACAAACAACGUGGGACGCUGGAAUUCGUUAAACCACGCCACAGACACUUUAGCUCUGCUCUUUAUACACCGAGUGAAUCUCGCGCUCCGCGGAGCUGGAAAUAUGUGUAAACUACUGACAGCGGUCAAAUAAACACUGCACUAGCACUCGCGCUGGAGGACUCACUAAUGUCAUGACAGUCUCUGUGGACUGUGAGGAAUUAAUAACAGCCAGCAUGAAGCGGGCAGGUAGAGUCAGAAGGAUUUAAGACUUUUUAAACUUGCUGAAAUCACUAAACAUGGACGAGGCGGAGGCUGCAGACGGGAGCGGAGCGCGGGGCGGUGAACUCGAGCGUCCCGCUGACGGAGCGCUGGAUGAGGUGCAGAUGCAUCUCGCCUGCUUACCGGAGCGAUACAUGAGGGCGAAGUUUUCCCUCUCCGCGUACAUAUUUUGCUGGACAGUUGUGAAGUUGUGUCAGAGAUUACGACCGUCGCUGGCUCUUCCUCGGGCCCCCGCUUUAGAGGACUCUGGGAGUGAAGCAAGCUGUCUGGAGGAUGGGGACUCCCAGCAGGAGGAAUGUGGAGAGCAGCAGGACCACCAGGAAUGGUGUGAUCCGGUUUCUGAAGCAGCACAGGAUACAAAAGAAGAAUAUUUCGACACACACCCAUGGCACAGUGACACUUUCUCUGACUCUAGUCAUGAAACUAAGUACUGCUGCAGGACCUCUGAGACUGGUGCUGUGGGUCAUCUGGACUCACACGUUUCAUUUGUUAAACCCACACCGUCAGCUAGAGAGAGAGAUCCCUCUUUAGCUAAACGCCAUCAUGCUGUCUUUGACAGUCUCAGUGGGACAGUGGAUAGAGUGCAAUUGCAAACACAGACAGGAAAUAACAAAACCAUGCUCAUGGGAGUUGAUGGCACUAAACGAGAAUGUGAGGAGGCUUUUAUGAAUUUUCCAGCAGGACCUGGACUUGAUUCUUCUUCAACGAAUGACCUAUCUCAUGUAGCAACACCCCUAGGGGAUCUAAAGGACUCUGUAGAACUAAAAAUAUUCCCCAAGCCAAGUGCUAAAGACUCAUUAUUCACCAUAACAGAUGGAUGUGAUGAAGCCGAGUUAGGGGGCACCUUUGUUUCAACAUCAAAAUGGGAUCAAACAAGUGCUCAGUCAAAACAUAGUAAGCCACACAUGCAGUUCAUAAACUCAGACAAGAAAGAGUUACAGCAAAAGGAUAAAAGUAAUAUGGAAAUACCAUUGAUUCCAAAUCCACCUGUUCUGAAAUGUGCAGAAGCUGAACACAGUGAGUUACACAGUCAACAUCAUAAGCUAAAUGUUGAUGACACUGAGAUCAGUUUAUCUCCAUCACAACACAUUUCUGUAUAUGAGUCUUUAUCAUUUGAGAAGCCUGUUGAACAGAAAGUUUUAUCAUCAGAACACUCACUUCACUCAGUAGAGCACAGCCAACCACAGACAUCAGUAGAGCACAGCCAUCCACAGAUAUCAGUAGAGCACAGCCAUCCACAGAUAUCAGUAGAGCACAGCCAACCACAGAUAUCAGUAGAGCACAGCCAACCACAGAUAUCAGUAGAGCACAGCCAACCACAGAUAUCAGUAGAGCACAGCCAACCACAGAUAUCAGUAGAGCACAGCCAACCACAGAUAUCAGUAGAGCACAGCCAACCACAGAUAUCAGUAGAGCACAGCCAACCACAGAUAUCAGUAGAGCACAGCCAUCCACAGAUAUCAGUAGAGCACAGCCAACCACAGAUAUCAUUAGAGCACAGCCAUCCACAGAUAUCAGUAGAGCACAGCCAUCCACAGAUAUCAGUAGAGCACAGCCGAACACAUAUGUCAGUAGAGCACAGCCAACCACAGAUGUUAGUAGAGCACAACCAACCACAGAUGUCAGUAGAGCACAACCAACCGCAGAUGUCAGUAGACCACAGCCAACCACAGAUAUCAGUAGACCACAACCAACCGCAGAUGUCAGUAGACCACAGCCAACCACAGAUAUCAGCAGAGCACAGGCAUUCACAGAUGUCAGUAGAGCACAGCCAAGCACAGAUGUCAGUAGACCACAGUCAACCACAGAUGUCAGUAGGCCACAGUCAAUCACAGAUAUCAGUAGAGCACAGCCAACCACAGAUAUCAGUAGAGCACAGCCAACCACAGAUAUCAGUAGAGCACAGCCAACCACAGAUGUCAGCAGAGCACAGGCAAUCACAGAUGUCAGUAGAGCACAGCCAACCUCAGAUGUUAGUAGAGCACAGCCAAUCACAGAUGUCAGUAGAGCACAGCCAAUCACAGAUGUCAGUAGAGCACAGCCAAUCGCAGAUGUCAGUAGAGCACAGCCAACCACAGAUGUUAGUAGAGCACAGCCAACCACAGUUAUUUGUAGAGCACAGCCAAUCACAGAACUCUGCUGAUCACAGCCAGUCACAAGCUUCUUUAAACUGCAGCCAACCACAACUCUCAGAAGAAUUCAGGCCAUCACAAGAUUUUGUUGAACACAACCAAUCAAAUAAAACUGUAGAUCUCAACCAGUCACAGGAUUCAGUAAAACACAGUCAGUUGCAGGAUACAAUGGAAUACAGUAAAACACAAGCCUCAGUAGAGGAGGUUCCAACCAAACACAGCCAGACAGAGAAUUUAGUAGAAGACAGGCAAUCACAGUAUUCAAUAGAACACAGAAAAUCACAGACAUUAGUAGAAGACAGUCCAACACAUGAUUUUGUUGAACUUUGUCAAUCAGGGCACUUAGCAGAACACAGCCAGUCAGAUUGUUUGAUAGAAUGCAGUCAAUCUACGAAUUCAGUUAAACACAGCCAAUCACAGGACACAGCAGAGCACAACCAAUCAGAAGCUUCUGUAAUCUGCAGUCAAUCAAAGAAUUCAAUAGAACACGGUCCAUCACAGGCCUCAGUAGAGAGGUCAUCGCAAGAUUUUGUUGAAGACUCACUAGAACACAGUCAGUCACAUGAUAUCGCAGAGUGUAUUCUGUCGCAAAAUGUAAUGGAACACAGCAAAUCACAAGUCUUAGAUGAUGACAGGCCAUCACAAGUUUAUGUUGGAGACAACCAAUCAGAUAAAUCUGUAGAAGUCAACAUUUCACAAGAUUCAGAAGAAGACAGGUCAUUAACAGAUUUUGUAGUACACAGCCAAUCAGAGAACUCAGUAGAACACAGCCAGUCACAGGAUUUAGUAGAACCUAGGCAAUCACAUGAUUUAAUAGAACACUUCAAAUCACUAGACAACACAGAGCACAAGCAAUCAGACAUGAGUUAUAUAAACUGCAGUCAAUCACAGGCCUCAGUAGAAAUCUUGCAAUCACACGAGUCUGUUGAACACAGCCAAUCAGAACAGUCAGUAAAACACAGCCAGUCACAAGACACUGACAAUUUUAGCCAGACACAGGAUUUAAUUAAGCACAGCCAAUCACAGACUUUCAUAAAAUGCAAACACAACCAAUCACUGGAUGGCGUACAAUAUGAUCAGUCAAAGAUCUUAAUAGAACAAACCCAAUCACAGGAUUCCGUAAAGGACAAUCCAUCCCAAGAUCUUGUCAAACAUAGCCAAUCACAGGACACAGUAGAACCGAGUCAAUCACAGGUCUCAGUAGAACACAUCCAAUCACAGGAUUCCCAAGACUGCAGCCAUUCACAGAACUCAACAGUACACAGCCAAUCACAAACUUCAGUGGGACAAAGCCAAUCCCAGGAUUUGGUAGAACAAAGUCGAUCACCAGCUGCAGCCGAAAACAGUCAAUCACAGACUUCAGUGGAACACAGCCAAUCACUGGAUUCAGUGGAACACAUGAAAUCUCAGACUUCGGUGGAACACAGGCAAUCACAGGUUGAAUUGAUUAAGGCACAUUCCAUGAACACCCGGUGGAUGGUGACUGAGUCAGACACAGUAGCGUUUUAUGACAAGGUGCGAUUAAAACAAGACUGCAUGGAUGUUUGCGCAGAUUGUGAAGUCGUUGAAUCCUUGGGAGUUUUAUCAAAACAUGCUGACAAUUUGAACUUCGAAAAUAACGAAAGACUAAAUUUCAAAACACAGGACUUAAAUGACACUUCACCUGUUGUUUCUGAAUACGAGUGUUUCCCACAUGUGCCUAAUGCAUCUUCUAUUGGAGUGCCAGAUUCACUGCAUCAGUGCACGAUUAGCAAUUCACCCUCAGACCUGCAGGUUAAAACUCAGCAGAGUUGGCCAGUAUUACAAAUACACACCGAAAAAGACGAUUACUCAGUUAGUAGGUAUCACAUGGAUGGUUACUGUUUGCAGGACAGUGAGCAAACAGAGUUUUACAAAACCUACCAGUGCCCUAACAGUACCAUUAAUUUUAAUACACAGGGUGAGUUCACUGAAGCUCGGAAGGUUGUAUCAACUGAAGGUGUAUUUACUAGAGGUUGUAUCAACACCAAACUUUUUGAUGGCAAAAGUGUUGACAUUGUAGGAGGACCGCAGAAGGACAGCAACAAGCAUCACGUUAUGAAAGGGAAAGAAUGUACAAUAGUUCCUUCAAUAGAGCAGUCAGUAAUUUACUCUGACAGUUCAGGAUGCAUAGAAUAUAAAAGGCCCAAAACGUUGAGCAUUGCUUGUCCUGACAUGACGACUGCUGAAUCUGAAGGGUGUCCUGUAGACAGUCCUGUUGAAUCACUUUCUACACUGUUUGAGAUUCCACAUGACAGAUCUACAGUCAGCCCCACAGACAUUUGCUUUGAGUUUAGUGAUGGCCCUCAUAUGAACUGUACACAAGUAGCACAGAGUGUUAUAGAAUAUUCAGAUGCCCCCAAACUAUUUCACCAGUUUGACACCCUGUCUGACAAACAAAGAAGACCUAAUGAGUCAGCUGAAGCAAUUGCGUCGAAUGUUGAUAUUUUGUCUGGUGCACGUUCCGAUCCUUUCACAAAUGCACAGACUCCUUUUGAUUAUUCCCAGGUGAACAGCAGGAACUAUACACAGAGCUCAGACACAAAUAAUAACAUUAAAGCCAUUACUUUAGAAGAGUGUGCCUCGGGAGUACAAAUGUCAUUGCCUAGUUCAUUGCAGAAAUACAGUAGGUUUACAAAUAAUGCUGAAUGCUUAGUCUCAAAAAGGGGUGAUUACAAAAACAUUGAUUCUUUUAGUGCUCGUAAUACUCUGGCUACCCCCUUCAAAGCACCUGAAAUGAAGACUGAAGUGAACAGCAGAGAAAAUGUUGUGAAAUCUAGCAGUCACAUAGAUGUUACACAGAGGAAGCUCUGUGAUUGCUGCGGUGGAAAGGAGUGCCAGCUGCAGACAGCGGGUGUAUUUCAGUUCAAGGGCACAGACGCCAUCAGUCAGCGCAGAACUGCAGUGUUGCAAACCUUGAGUCCCCUCCACACAGAUGACAGCACACAUGAAGCGGUAAAAGUAGACUCUACAAGCUGUGAAUUUUCACAUAUGGUCAGUUUGCUUACACACAAACAUCCGAAUCUUGUCCAAGAAGACUUCGUAUUACCACUGACUGGAGCUCAUAAGGCUGAUGAUACUCAUGUAUUAGAAAACAUGGAGAGAAAGCAUGAAACUUUCCCAAUAAAUGCUCUUAAAAGCACUGAAUCAAUAUGUGAAACUUCUGAUCCUCUUUUUAAGCAAACAUUGCAAUUGCACAACUCGGAGGUUGAGGGCGCAUUUGUUUCAUGUUGUCAUAUUUUGCCCAUCACCAACUUAGAGGCCAUUUUAGAGACGGACCGUUCCCCGGAGAGCUCAUUUGCAGUAGAAAAUGAACUGGAUGAGCAACAGAGAGGAAGUCCUUUAUCAGAAGGUGGAUUAAAUGAGGACCUAAGCUCUUGUGAGGAUGUCAAAAACCGCCCACAUGACAGCAGUUGUGAUAUGCAUACAAAAGCCAAUGUAGCCAAUUUCAUGAAUGAACCCGAUGCUGGAGAAACAAUGAACUCUUUAUCAAAUGGGUUUGACAGCAGUGAUGACCAUAGUGUUUCCAGUUUGGUGUCACAAGACCUUGACUCCAGUACCAACAGUGAGGAGACGGAAGACACCAUGCAGCCAUCGUUUGGUCUUCGUGGUAAUGCGAGAAAUAAAAGAACACAGUCAGCCAAGGGCUCUAUGUUUUCUGGUUUGAUUCGAAUGCCCACCUUCCGCAAGCCAAAACGAGAACUCAAACGCAAUAAAAACAGGGUUGAUCCGAAAGUUAGGGCAUCCAGUGGGGAUGGAGAUGAACAAGAUGAGAUGAAGAACAACAGGUCACCCACAUGCAGCAAAUCUCACUCUUCACUGUACAAGACCCCUAUAUCUCAAAGUGCAGAUCACCUUACUGAUAUUACAAAGCAUUCUGACCACUCAAAUGAUGAUGUUUUUGAAAGGGCUUUUGCUUUAAAUGUGCAAAAUAGAGAGAAACACAUGCAACCUCAACACCCGUUUGAGCAGCAGCAGCAGAAAGAUGGAGAUGCACUCAGUUUUAGAGCUGGCCAGACAACAGAGGGGUUGCAACAAAAAAGAUGCAAGAGCAUUGAUAACUUAAACUUACGCAUGAAGCUGGCAUUGGCUCACAAGUCUAUUUCUAGCCUGUUUGAGACCAGAUAUCCUGAGAGGGACCAAGAGCAAAUCUUACAGUUAGAGAAUGAGGAUGGGAAAACCAAGCAAUCAUGGAGAAAGACCAAACGAUGUAACGAAGCAGAACUUUGCAAAAGAACUCCUGUUCCUGGGACGGUCUGUGACAAGUGCAUACAUCAGAGCCAAAUUGAUUGUGCCUUCUGUGCUUAUCAGAACCGGUCCAUAUUAACCAACUUACCAAAUGUCCAAGCAAGAUUGAAGAACACGUGCCAUUCUGACCCGCAGAGUUUGAAAUCUGCACCUCAGGAAGGGUUUGAAGAUGGUAAAUAUCUGGAGGAAGGUGAGCAGCCUUGUGGUGCUUUCUCAGAUUCAGACCAAGCAUCGGUAGAUGGUUUUGAGUCCAGUGUAGAGGACAGGUCGCUGUCACCUGCACACCCCACUGUUCUUGCACUUUCAAACCAAAUGUCACCUACCUGGACAAGGUCCCUAAGCUGCUUCGAGACAACUGAUACACCGACAAGGCCCAUGAGCCCCAAACCACACAGUCCUGGUCUGGGCUGGACACAGCGGAGGAGCUUCCGCUACCCCUCAAGAUCUGUUGCAUCUUCUCUCUGCUUGCUUGGUCAGGGAGUGAGCACUGACGGUCUCUUAGACCCACCUCAGAGGCCGACAUCUCUAAAACCAAGGACAACACAACUCACCACAGCUCACUCCUUCGAUUCUGAGUACUUACUGGAGGACAGCAGUUCAGACAACCAGUCUCAGAAUAGCCUGAAUUCAGCCUCCCUGAUCAGCAAAACAGAGCAUGUACAGCACAUUACUGAAGCAGAGAGAAGACCACAAGAAAAUGCAUGUGUGCUUCGGGUGAAGUCCAGAGAUCCAGGUACAGCUGCGCCCAGGCCUAUGUCAGACCUGUACGGCUGGACCAUGUCUCUUCAGGGCACCAGAGAGUUGGCGCUCGACUUGGAGAGGAAGACUAACGCACAUCAGCGCUCAUGCUCAUAUGAAACAUUGACCGAUGUGGAUAACAUCCGCAAAAAGAAGCUAAGCAAGCAGCAAAGUUUGCGGCAGAUUAGCACAUCAACAUCUGAGAGGCAUGAGAAAUUGCGAGCUAGACUUUCCCUCACAUCCCCGGAGCAGUUCCCCUCUGUUCCUCUCAAAGACCACUUCUUCUCUCAGAGCACACCUGUUGGGCUGGACUAUCUGGGCUGGGCUCACCGUGCAUCCUUUUCAGAAACGAACCUCAGCGCACCGGAAAAAGAGGCACAUGGACAGGUCGCACCUCUCGCAUUGGUGAUAACUGAUGGGCCACAGGAUAAGUCUGGUCUUGCAGAUGAGGUGGGCAGUGAAGAUGAUCUGUACAAUGAAUUCCGCAGCUCCUCCAACCGAUUCGGACACCCAGGAGGAGGAGGAGAACAGCUGGCCAUAAAUGAGCUGAUCAGUGAUGGCAGUGUGUGCGCGGAGGCUCUAUGGGACCACGUCACCAUGGAUGACCAGGAGCUGGGCUUUAAAGCUGGAGAUGUCAUUGAAGUAGUGGACGCUACGAACAAGGAGUGGUGGUGGGGCAGGGUGCUGGACAGCGAGGGCUGGUUCCCCGCCAGCUUUGUUCGGUUACGGGUGAACCAAGAUGAGCCCAUGGAGGAAUACCUAGCCCAUCUGGACGGGGCCUCAGAGGGGUGUGGGGCCAGCAUGGGGGGACCCUUGGGACCUGGACUGCCAUGCAAGGAGCAGAUGAGAGCCAACGUCAUCAAUGAGAUCAUGAGCACAGAGAGAGAUUACAUUAAACACCUGAAGGACAUAUGUGAGGGCUAUAUAAAACAAUGUCGGAAGAGGACAGAUAUGUUUACAGAAGAGCAACUGCGCACUAUCUUUGGCAACAUCGACGAGCUCUACCGAUUCCAGAAGAAGUUCCUCAAAGCCUUGGAGAAAAAAUUCAACAAAGAGCAUCCUCACCUCAGCGAGAUCGGCUCCUGCUUCUUAGAGCAGCAAACAAACUUCCAGAUCUAUUCUGAGUAUUGCAACAACCACCCCAAUGCCUGCGUGCAGCUCUCCAAACUGAUGAAGAUCAAGAAGUAUGUGUUCUUCUUUGAGGCUUGUCGCCUGCUCCAGAAGAUGAUUGACAUUUCGUUGGAUGGAUUCCUACUUACUCCUGUUCAGAAGAUCUGCAAGUAUCCUCUGCAGCUCGCUGAACUGCUCAAGUACACCAACCCACAGCACAGAGAUUAUAAGGAUGUGGAAGCUGCCUUAAACGCUAUGAAGAAUGUGGCCAGACUGAUCAAUGAGAGAAAGAGGCGUCUAGAAAAUAUUGACAAAAUCGCUCAGUGGCAGAGCUCCAUAGAAGACUGGGAGGGUGAAGACGUCUUGAGCAGGAGCUCUGAUCUGAUCUUUUCUGGAGACCUGACCAAGAUCUCCCAGCCACAGGCUAAAGGCCAGCAGAGAAUGUUCUUCCUCUUUGACCACCAACUGGUUUUCUGUAAGAAGGAUCUGCUUCGGAGGGAUAUCUUGUACUACAAGGGUCGGUUAGACAUGGAUGAGAUGGAGGUGGUGGAUGUGGAGGAUGGGAAGGAUAAGGACUUUAAUGUGAGUGUGAAGAAUGCCUUGAAAUUGUGUUCUCCUGGAGGAGAGGAGGUUCAUCUCCUGUGUGCCAAGAAGCCCGAACAAAAGCAGCGCUGGCUGAGAGCCUUCACAGAUGAGCGGGAGCAGGUCCAGCAUGACCUCGAGACAGGUUUUACGAUUACAGAGGUCCAGAAGAAGCAGGCAAUGUUGAAUGCAACUAAGAGUCAUCCAACAGGGAAGCCUAAAGCUGUGACCCGGCCCUACUAUGACUUCCUGCUGCGGCAGAAACACCCGACGCUGCCCACCGCCCUGCCCCAGCAGCAGGUCAUCAUGCUGGCCGAACCCAAACGCAAGACCUCCAAUUUCUGGCACAACAUCGGACGCUUGACACCGUUCAAAAAAUGAGCGACUCGGUGCCUGAACUUGUGUUUUUAUCCCAGUGUAACACGUUUAUUUUUAUUGUCCAAUUGCGGAAGCACUUUAUGGGUUGGUUACAAUCACAUUGGCAUCGAACUUCAUCGGAAGGCACUCGGUAUUAAAGACGGCUACUACUGCUCCACUUUUCCGGCACUAACUCGACUACUGCUGCAAGUCUUCAUCUUUCGGACACGCUUCAUCCACACACUCCCGCUUGAAGAGAGGACUUCUUUAUAUGUCUUUAAUUUAUUUCGUUCAAGUUUUCAAUGUAUGCCAGCUAUCCACAGUGCCCAACUACUAGCUUUUGUAUGUACUUUGAUACUUUUUGCGUAACCCGCCAAGAGGAUUCCAAGGGUUGCGCGCAAGACCGCGUUGAGGUUUAAUACGGUGUUAACUUCCUCAAGACUGUCAAGCCGUGUCCAUCGAUAUCAUGUCAGUCUGUGUAUGCAACUAUCGAGCCAACUCUCUCCUCAUCAAGCCUUUUAAAGAUUCUUUUAGACGACGUCCCAUCGGUUCCACCCUUUCAGACGAGCGGUUCAUGUAUGUGCUCAUUCCAUUCUUCUGCUGCCUAACGAACACUUGUCCUCCGUAACGAACUUCUCUUGAAGUGCCAUUCCAGACGUAACCCAGAUAUUGUGAUGGGGGUUGCAUGAAUUCGCUGUGAAACUCCACAUUUUCAACCCAAAUGAAAUUGUCAAUAUUCUGUCAUUCUGAUAGAUAACGGUACUAUUAAAUGAAAAAGAGUAUGUUUGACACUUACGUCAAAUAUGUAUGAUUAUCUUUGACCACAAAGCGAAGUAUGUUAAUAAAAAGCAUUUGUAAGUGUUAUGAAUCUGA